AUGCCAGAAUGCGAAGACAAAUUUACCAGUCUCACUCACUACCGAACUUGGCAGGAGAUAUCUAUGCAGUUUAUUAAUUGCCAAGAAAGAAAUUUCUUUCUGUCUUUGACACUUAACUCCCAAAUGCUAGUUUUCAUUCUUUCAUUCUUUCUUUCUUUCUUUCUUUUUCUUUCUUUCUUUCUUUCUUUCUUUCUUUUCAAACGUCUCCUUUCUUUUCAGAUGUCUCCAUUUUUCUUUCUUUUUUCUUUCGCACAUCUUUCUUUCUUUCUUUCUUUCUUUUCAAACGUUGCCGUUCUUUUCACAUGUCGCCAUUUUCCUUUUUUCUUUUUGCACGUCUCCUUUCUUUCUUUCUUUCUUUCUUUUCAAACUUCUUUCUUUUCACAUGUCUCCUUUUCCUUCUUUUUCUUUUCACGCGUCUCCUUUCUUUCUUUCAUUCUUUUUUCUUUCUUUCUUUUCACCCAUCAAUCGUUUUUAUUUAUUUUUUUCUUUCAUUCUUCGUAUUCUCUCUCUCUCUCUCUCUCUCUCGCUCUCAUAGUGCCUACCUCCCUCGUCUGUAUUUCUUUUCCCUCACAUCUACUCACUCUCUCUGAUUAUUUCGCAUUUUUAUUUUUUCUUCUUUCAAUUACGUUCUUCCUUUUAUAUGUUCUUUCUUUCUUUCUUCUUUUUUCUUUCUUUCUUUACACACGACUUCCUUUCUUUUUUCUUCACUUUUCUGUCAGUUUCUUUAAUUCAUCCUUCUUCUUUUUUGCCUUUGUCUCCUGCUUCUUUCUUUCUUUCUUUCUUUCUUUCUUUCUUUCACGUCUCUUUUUCUUUCUUUCUUUUUUUAUUCACAUUUCUUUCACUUUAUUUGAUUCGCCAGUUUUCUUUUUUGCAUUUUCUGCUCUGUCUUUCUUUCUUUCUUUCUUUCUUUCUUUCUUUCUUUCUUUCUUUCUUUCCCCACUACGUUUUCUCUAA
Molecule: messenger RNA, 954 nt
Organism: Acanthosepion pharaonis
Lineage: Eukaryota; Metazoa; Mollusca; Cephalopoda; Sepiida; Sepiidae
Source: the annotation of a GenBank genome assembly